Molecule: messenger RNA, 261 nt
Organism: Sphaeroforma arctica JP610
Lineage: Eukaryota; Ichthyosporea; Ichthyophonida
Exons: 1
Cellular component (GO): cytoplasm
Source: RefSeq, a predicted model, not a curated record
AUUGGGCCCAACGCCGUGGUAGGCCCACGAGUGCGCAUUUACGCAGGCGCUCGGGUGUGUAAUAGUAUAGUGCUGGCCGAUGCGUUAAUCGAAGAGAAUGCCUGCAUCAUCAAUGCGAUAGUAGGCAAGAACUGUGUGGUGCGGCAAUGGGCGCGUGUACAGGGAUCGUACUCGGACAAGAAAGACGAAGUCUUCUUCAAAGACGGGAUGAAGCUGCCGGGCAUUGCGUCACUGGGUGUGUCUACACGGUGUAUUGAGUAG